Molecule: messenger RNA, 1269 nt
Organism: Diospyros lotus (date-plum)
Lineage: Eukaryota; Viridiplantae; Streptophyta; Magnoliopsida; Ericales; Ebenaceae
Product: GRF1-interacting factor 2-like
Exons: 5
Coding region: 193-849 (218 amino acids)
Biological process (GO): cell population proliferation; leaf development; positive regulation of transcription by RNA polymerase II
Cellular component (GO): nucleus
Molecular function (GO): transcription coactivator activity
Source: RefSeq, a predicted model, not a curated record
AAACCGCCGUAUAUGAGCAGUUGAAUUGUUUUCGUAAAUGACUUUAUAAUAAAGCAUCAGCAGACUUACCCACGAUUGGUCGGUCGUCGGAUUGGUCGGUCGUCGGAUGACAUCUCCGUUGAAGCGGUUUGAUUGAGGAAUCUUAAACGAGCCCCCACAUCACGAGGGUUAGGGUUUUACAAGGAAGCAGAGAUGCAGCAACCACCGCCGAUGAUUCCUAUGAUGCCUUCAUUCCCUCCUACUAACAUCACCACCGAGCAGAUUCAAAAGUAUCUCGAUGAAAACAAGAAGUUGAUUUUGGCAAUUUUGGACAAUCAAAACCUUGGGAAACUUGCUGAAUGCGCCCAAUACCAGGCUCAGCUUCAAAAGAAUUUGAUGUAUUUAGCUGCAAUUGCUGAUGCCCAGCCCCAAACUCCCACAAUGCCAACGCAGAUGGCUCCACAUCCUGCAAUGCAAGCAGGAGGAUUUUACAUGCAACAUCCUCAGGCAGCGGCUAUGGCCCAGCAGCAAGGUAUAUUCCCCCAGAAGAUGCCUCUACAGUUUAAUAAUCCACACCAAUUGCAAGAACACCAGCAGCAGCAGUUGCACCCACACCAUCAACAAGCCAUGCAAGGGCAACUGGGCAUGAGACCUGGUGUGCCAAACAGUGGCAUGCAACCCCCACAUGCUGAGGCCACUUUUGGUGGUGGCAGCAGCGGUGUUCCACCUCCUGCUUCAGGCAUGAGUGACAUGCGUGGAGGAAGCAAGCAAGAUCCCUCCGAAGCUGGAGCUGGAGCUGCUGGCGCCGAUGGGCAGGGCAGCUCAGGUGCUGGGCAUGGCGGUGCUGAUGGUGGAGAGGAUGCCAAGUGAAGUGGCCCGUGGAGUGUGCCACUGCGUAUGUAUGGUUGUUGAUAUUAGGGUCGCUCUGUCUUAGGUUAGGAUGGGAUGGUAUUUGUUACGGCGACAUUAUCCAGUUCCAUGUUUCUUCGGUUUAGGUAGGUGCUUUUGUUUUUUUAAGUCCUGGCAUGUCCAUGAAAAUGCAAGCAAAAGUUGACAGAAGACCGUUUAGCAGUGACGAGAAAGAUUGAUUUGAUCUUUGUGAACUUGCAUUUUUGUAAGAGCUUUUUUUAACGGGUGCUUGCUGGGUGUUGUAAAAGUAGUGAUUGGCCAUUUUUUCAGCGUUGGUUAUGGUCUGUUAGGUUGUCUCGUCAAUGGCGCGAAAUUAUGAUUACUGACCUGCUGAAGAUAGUCAGUAGGACGUACUAGUUGGAUUAAGUGAUUGUUUUGAGA